AUGCUAUCAGUUGAUCACAACUAUCAGUAUAAGCAAUGGGUUGAAAAUCAAGACGUCAUUGUACAGACAGUCCAACAUACUCUAAGGGGUAUACCUCGAGAUUUGUCCUCAUUUGAUCUUUUCUGUCGUUUAUUUCGGACUUAUUAUGAAUUAUGCAAACAACAUCAUCAAGAAUGGAUGACCUCUGCCGAAACUAUUGUCAUCGGGUGGUUGAUAAGUAUGAUGAUGCAACAGAUCAUUGCAAACGAGACUAGAACUUCCCAUGGACAUGGCCGAGCGACGGCUGCCUACAAACGGAUCGCCAACUCUACUGGUUUAACACCAUCUCAGAUCAAAGCAUUGCGCAGAAGUUUCAGAUUUUAUAGUUUCUGGCUUGGAAUGUUCAUCUUCUUUAAUCCAAGAGAUUUGCGAAAGUAA
Messenger RNA from Sclerotinia sclerotiorum 1980 UF-70, 417 nucleotides. RefSeq lists its product with no specific name. The coding region runs from base 1 to 417 and encodes 138 amino acids. The record is from RefSeq and is a predicted model, not a curated record. The transcript has a single exon. NCBI's taxonomy places the organism in Eukaryota, Fungi, Ascomycota, Leotiomycetes, Helotiales, Sclerotiniaceae.